AAAACGCAGUGUUUUCUUGCUGUUUUCGCUAGUACUUUUGAGACAUAGCCUCCAGCCACGAUCGUCAAGUUGAUAUUCGCGAUGCUUAUAUAACAUAUAGCAACACCACACCAUGCAAUGAAAGUGAAAGGUACGUCUAUGACUACAAUUUUCUAUCAUCAAGUUCAUUACAUGGCCAUCUGAAUUUGUUCGUGGUUAUUCAAUCGAGGCAGACAGUGAUUAGUAUACUUCUCUUUGUCAGUUUCAUUCUCUACUUUAUCAACUAAAUAUUGUUACAGAUAUUCAGUGAUUUACUAGUAUAAACAGCUCUGAUAAGGCGCAGUAUAGGCUAUAAUAAUUGUGCAACGAUGCAUACCUGAGUGCCAGUUGUAUUUUUGUGUGAGAAAAAAAUGGGUGUUGGCGUACCUGAGAUCAAGAAAUUGGAUGAACUGAUCAGAGACGUGGUAGGCAGUGAUAAAAAAAUUAAAGAUGUCGAGGUUUCUAGAUUAACUGGCCCUGGUGAGAACUAUGGAAGUUGCAUGUUGAAGGUAGACAUUACUCUGGAAAGGAAGUCGGAUGGCUAUGUUGAACUACUACACACUGUUGCCAAACUUAUUCCAGAACUGGAGUUUUUCAGAAAAGUGUUUAAAAUCCAUAUUACAGUGAAGGCGGAAAUAGCCUUCUAUGACGUGAUCGUACCAACCUUGCAAGACUUCCAAAGAGAACAUGGUAUCACAAACGUCAUUGACUGUUUUCCUAAGCUAUAUGCCGCAAGACUGAACUUGAAGGCAGACCUAGAUGAUGUUGACGAGGAUUCAGUAUUACUUUUUGAAAACUUGGCUACUAAAGGGUUCAAAAAUAUCAAUAGAUUGGAAGGCUUCGACUUGGAUGGCGCAAAGCUGGUUCUCAAAGACCUGGCAAGCCUUCAUGCCGUUCCUUUAGCCCUCAGACUCCAGAAGCCUAACAUAUUUGAAGAAAAAGUGAAAGCGUAUUUCCACAUUCACGAACCAAGCCCACCUCCGAACGACCCUGACAGUCCAAAACCGGAAGAUGUUUUCUUGGAAAUUUGCAAGGAUUUCGGAGAAUGUGCACCAUAUAUAUCGGAAGUAGAAAAGAUAUUGACGCAUUUCAAGGAAAAUCCAGGGUACUUGUGGAAAAGCAAGCCACCUAGUGAGACCUGGGCCACACUGUCGCAUGGUGAUAUGUGGGUGAACAAUACCAUGCAACGAUUCGACGAAGGCAAGAUUGUGGAAAAUAAAUUUGUAGAUUUCCAGAUGUACAAGUCUGACACACCAGUAAAAGACUUGCAAUUUUUCCUGUGGACCAGCUGUCGAUUAGAAGUAUUGCAGACUCAUCUAGAGGAUCUUUUGAAACAUUAUCACGGUUGUUUUGUCAAGAUUCUAGAAGAAUUGGGUUGUAACAUAAGGCCCUACAGCUACGAAAGGUUCACCUGUGAAGCGGAAAAAUUCGCAGCCAUUACAGCUUUCCGAGCGAUGUUUUUUAGCAUGUUUGUUGUGCAAGCUAAGAAGAAGGAAACUGCUGAUAUAGAAAGUAUGACAUCUUUACGUAUCAAGAAAGAAGACGUCAAUCCUUUGCUGAUGAAGAAAAUUGCUUGUGCGAUAAGUUAUUACGGGAAAAAGGAUUUAUUAAAGAUCCAAUGUCAGUGAGAACGUUGUAACUAAAAUGCAUUUAGGUUCUAAACACACGCUGCUUCUUGACUAAUUCUUUGUUAAUUUAGAAUGGGAGAAGUAACUCAAAGACAGACAUUCUAGGGGCAUUUAAUUGUAGGUAUACUAAAAAAUGUUACCGGCAAGGUGCAGCUAUACAUUUUGGACAAAAAGAUAAACAUCAUCGGACAGGUAGUGGACUCUGUUAUAAGGUGAUCUGAGCCCUGCCAAUGGUGCAAAUAUUUCGCUGUCAUCAUUUGUCAGAUCCUCGAAGACUAGAGAUAGGAGGCUAAACUCACAGAGUGAAGGUUAUGCUAAUAGUGUCGACGACAAAGUAAGUACACUGAGCAGAAAAUGAAUGUUAGAUUCUGCGCAUGUGGCAUCUCUCUCACAUGUACACUGCGCAGAAAAUUAAUUUUAAACUCGGUGCAUGUGGCAUCUCUCACUGUCGCAUGACUGUAAACCACGGAGCAGACGCUCUGCGACAUAUUCUACACGCCAUAGAUUUCCGAGAGCGAAGCCCUCCUUGGCGAAAAGAUUUACUUCAUACGAACACGUGCAUCCCUUACGCGGUUUCACGUCUUAUCUCUAUUCUUCGUAGUCAGAUCGAAAGAGAAUUUUCAGCUUUAACUUUAAAUUGUUCUUAACCUCAAAUCGAUUAAUUGUGUGUCAUUUCCAAUGAUAUCCAUUUAUUUUUACACUGCACGUAUCAAGCACAGACAUGCUGGACCGACAUCCGCCAGAUGGCGCUUUGUAUGAAUGGAGAGAAUACUAUUAUCACUGAAUUAAGCAAAAAUUUAAGCGACGCUAACGUAUGUUUCGUACCAUCAAUCAGGAUCAUUACUGUGAUUUACUUUGGAUUAACUUGUGAAUCGUGGCCGUUACGUUAUUAAAUAUAAUAUUGCAGUACAAUUUGAAUAUCCGACCAUGUAAACGGCCAUGGUUUCCCUGACAAUCAGUCUCUCCUACUACUGCAAAUAUUUGCAUUAAAAUAAUAUAAGGAAGCUAUCGAGUAUUUUAUUUUUCAUGAAACACCUUUCACCUAUACCAAUUUAAAUGGCUGCACAAUAACAUCGAGCUGGACCGACGCACAAACGAUUCGAGCAGGCAGUCACACCAUUCAGUACUAUGCAUGUUAAGGACCGCCUAAUGUAGUUUUAUCAUCUAUAAAAAUCAAAGGGUGUAGUGAUGUAGAGAUUGUGGAAGAAUCUACAAGGGGAAGCUUUUCCCAGUUCAAAAAUCGGAUUAACUACAUUUCUUUUAAUUCCUCAUAUCAGCCGCAGUGUCCUGGCAUUUAGGUUUCUGCAUGCGUGGCUGCUUAUGCGUAAAAAUGGUUUAAAUGUCCCCAGCUCUUUAGGUAGAAGUCUUGCACAAAUUAUAGCAGCAAAAACUAUAGUUAUUCGUUAUCCUCUAUCAGAGUGACUCGUAGAACCUUUGAAAGUUCCGAGUUCUGACUGGUCUGAGAGUUCAGAUUCUAGUUUUAUGGAUGUUAGUUAAUUGGAGAUGGAAAGUGAUCAAAUUCAAGUUAUUCGGAUUCACAAUAUAUUUUUAUGUUGUUAUCUUUGUUAAUACAAGUGGAGUCGACGCUAAAUUUUAUGAUAAGAUAAAAUCAUAUACAUAUAAACAAUUACUCUGAUUGUCUGUUACCCAUUGUUAAUUUUGCUGGUGUCCCUGAGAUGAGUGACACAAUACCUGAGAUAAAAAAAAUAGACGAACUAGUCGAGCAUGUUAUAGAAAGUGAUAAAAAAGUUAAAGAUGUGGAGGUUUCAAGAUUAACAAGUCCUGGUGAAAACUAUGGUAGUUGCAUGUUGAAGGUGGACAUUACUUUGGAAAGGAAGUCAGAUAGUUCUACUGAGCUACUGCACACUGUUGCCAAAUUGAUUCCAGAAGUGGAAUUCCUCCGUGAGGCUUUUCAAGUUCAGAAGACGGUGAAGACUGAAAUUGCCUUUUACGAUAAAGUUGUACCAAGCCUGCAAGACUUUCAAAGGGAAUAUGGCAUUGCAAACGUUAUCGACUGUUUUCCCAAACUAUAUGCUUCUAGACUAAACCUGAAGGAAGACUCAGAUGAAGUGGAUGAGGAUGCAGUAUUACUUUUUGAAAAUUUGUCAGUUAAAGGCUUCAAAAACAUCAACCGAAUCGAGGGUUUCGACUUGGAGGGAGCGAAGAUCGUCCUCAAAGACCUGGCAGGUCUUCAUGCUGUUCCUUUAGCUCUCAGACUCCAGAAGCCUCACGUUUACGAAGAAAAUGUCAAAAAGUUCUUCCACGCUCGAGAGCUACCUCAACCUCCAAAAAAUGAACCUGACGGUCCCAAACCUGAAGACACUUUCUUGGAAAUCUGCAAGGAUUCGGAAGAAUGUGCACCAUAUAUGACGGAAGUAGACAAAAUAUUGACGUAUUUUAAGGAACAUCCGCAGGCGUUGCAUAAAACCAUUCCACCGAACAAGAUAUGGGCCACUUUAUCACAUGGUGACAUGUGGGUCAAUAACACUAUGCAACGAUUUGAGGAAGGCAAGAUUCUGGAAAACAAAUUUGUGGAUUUUCAGCUGUAUACGUCAGACACACCAGUCAAAGACCUACUGUUUUUCCUAUGGAGCAGCUGUCAAUUAGGAGUACUACAAGGACACUUGGAGGACCUUUUAAAGUACUAUCAUGCAAGUUUUAUAAAAAUCCUAGAAGAACUGGGAUGCAACGUUACGCCCUACAGUUACGAAAAGUUCAUCCUUGAAGCAGAGCAAGUAGCAGUCCGGACGACAUUCAGAGCAUUGUUUUUCUCGAUGUUUGUCGUACAAGCCAAGAAAAGAGAAGGGGACAUAGGGCACAGGCCGGAAUUGAAUGUUAAAAAAGAAGACGUUAAUCCUUUGUUGCAGAAGAAGAUAGCUUAUGCUAUAAGUUAUUAUGGAAAAAAGAAUCUAUUAAAAGUUGAUCUUUAAUAAAAAGAAAUACAAAAAACCUAGGUCCGACAGACAUAAUUAAUGUUACUCCUGAAACGUGCCG
This is a messenger RNA of Acanthoscelides obtectus, 4640 nucleotides long. The record is from the annotation of a GenBank genome assembly. Lineage: Eukaryota; Metazoa; Arthropoda; Insecta; Coleoptera; Chrysomelidae.